This is a messenger RNA of Procambarus clarkii (red swamp crayfish), 923 nucleotides long. The record is from RefSeq and is a predicted model, not a curated record. NCBI's taxonomy places the organism in Eukaryota, Metazoa, Arthropoda, Malacostraca, Decapoda, Cambaridae.
CCUCCACCAGUGACCGCUUACCGCUACCAAACAUGACACGGAAAGAACCUUUACUCGCGUAAUUACUCCGAGUGAUAAGAGACUGUGGGCCUUGAACGCUACGUCUAAUGUGACGCACCCAGAACAAAGAACAGUAACGCAGUGAGUCUGGAGUUGGUUUUUUGGACGUUCUGGAAAAAAAUGAUUCUAUACGGAAACGCAGCCCUGACGCCCUCGCCGUCGCUGUCGUCGUCGUCGUCGUCGCCGGCGUCACAGACGAGCAUGUCGCCACAGUGUGGGGCGACCGACGUCACCCUCACACGAUGCAAGAACGAGCUAAGCGACCUCCUGUUGCCUCCCUCCAUCCACCCCAUGUUGAUGUCGACGAUCCCCAAGUGCGCGGGGUGCUCGGAGGCCAUCUUGGACCGGUUCAUCCUCAAGGUGCUGGAGAGAACGUGGCACUCUCGCUGCCUCAAGUGUGCCGACUGUGGCGCCCAGCUCACAGACAAGUGCUUCGCCAGAAAUCAACAGGUGUACUGCAAGGAAGAUUUCUUCAGGCGGUACGGGACCAAGUGCUCGGGGUGCGAGCAAGGCAUCCCGCCCACGCAGGUGGUGCGGAGGGCCCAGGACAACGUCUACCACCUGCACUGCUUCGCGUGCGUCAUCUGCCAGCGGCAGCUCAACACGGGCGACGAGUUCUACCUGAUGGAGGACAACAAACUCGUGUGUAAGAGCGACUACGAGCAGGCCAAGCAGAGAGGUAUGUCGCUCAAGGAAGGAGACGCGACAAACAAACGCCCACGUACCACCAUCUCGGCGCGGCAGUUGGAGCAACUCAAACAGGCCUACAAAGAGAGCCCCAAACCCGCUCGCCACGUUAGGGAACAGCUCUCUCAGACGCUUGGCCUCGACAUGAGAGUCGUGCAGGUCUGGUUCCAAAACAG